GUAACUAACACACACUACCACCCUGCCGUACAAUACACUGUUAUAUACCCUAUACUCACACUGUACCAGGUAACUAACACACUACCACCCUGCCGUACAAUACACUGUUAUAUACCCUAUACUCACACUGUACCAGGUAACUAACACACUACCACCCUGCCGUACAAUACACUGUUAUACACCCUAUACUCACACUGUACCAGGUAACUAACACACUACCACCCUGCUGUACAAUACACUGUUAUAUACCCUAUACUCACACUGUACCAGGUAACUAACACACACUACCACCCUGCUGUACAAUACACUGUUAUAUACCCUAUACUCACACUGUACCAGGUAACUAACACACUACCACCCUGCCGUACAAUACACUGUUAUAUACCCUAUACUCACACUGUACCAGGUAACUAACACACUACCACCCUGCCGUACAAUACACUGUUAUAUACCCUAUACUCACACUGUACCAGGUAACUAACACGCACUACCACCCUGCUGUACAAUACACUGUUAUAUACCCUAUACUCACACUGUACCAGGUAACUAACACACACUACCACCCUGCCGUACAAUACACUGUUAUAUACCCUAUACUCACACUGUACCAGGUAACUAACACACUACCACCCUGCCGUACAAUACACUGUUAUAUACCCUAUACUCACACUGUACCAGGUAACUAACACACUACCACCCUGCCGUACAAUACACUGUUAUACACCCUAUACUCACACUGUACCAGGUAACUAACACCACACUACCACCCUGCCGUACAAUACACUGUUAUACACCCUAUACUCACACUGUACCAGGUAACUAACCACACACUACCACCCUGCCGUACAAUACACUGUUAUAUACCCUAUACUCACCACUGUACCAGGUAACUAACACACUACCACCCUGCCGUACAAUACACUGUUAUAUACCCUAUACUCACACUGUACCAGGUAACUAACACACACUACCACCCUGCCGUACAAUACACUGUGUUAUACACCCUAUACUCACACUGUACCAGGUAACUAACACACACUACCACCCUGCCGUACAAUACACUGUGUUAUACACCCUAUACUCACACUGUACCAGGUAAACUAACACACUACCACCCUGCCGUACAAUACACAUGUUAUAUACCCUAUACUCACACUGUACCAGGUAACUAACACAAUACCACCCCUGCCGUACAAUACACUGUAUAUUACCCUAUACUCACACUGUACCAGGUAACUAACACACUACCUCUCUCCCUCUCUCGCUGUCUCUCUCUCCCUCUCUCGCUGUCUCUCUCUCCCUCUCUCGCCUGUCUCUCUCUCGCUGUCUCCUCUCUCGCUGUCUCUCUCUCGCUCGUCUCUCUCUCGCUGUCUCUCUCUCGCUGUCUCUCUCUCGCUGUCUCUCUCUCGCUGUCUCUCUCUCGCUGUCUCGCUGUCUCUCUCUCGCUGUCUCGCUGUCUCUCUCUCCCUCUCUCGCUGUCUCCUUCCUCUCUCGCUUCUUCUCCUUCGCUGUCUCUCUCUCCCUCUCUCGCUGUCUCUCUCUCCCUCUCUCGCUGUCUUCUCUCCCUCUCUCGCUGUCUCUCGUCUCCCUCUAUCGCUGUCUCUCUCUCCCUCUCUCGCUGUCUCUCUCUCGCCCUCUCUCGCUGUCUCUCUCGCCCUCUCUCGCUGUCUCUCUCUCCCUCUCUCGCUGUCUCUCUCUCCCUCUCGCUGUCUCUCUCUCCCUCUCUCGAUGUCUCUCUCUCCCCUCUCUCGCUGUCUCUCUCUCCUCUCUCGCUGUCUCUCUCUCCCUCUCUCGCUGUCUCUCUCUCCCUCUCUCGCUGUCUCUCUCUCCCUCUCUCGCUGUCUCUCUCUCCCUCUCUCGCUGUCUCUCUCUCCUCUCUCGCUGUCUCUCUCGCUGUCUCUGUCUCGCUGUCUCUGUCUCGCUGUCUCUCUCUCCCCCUCCCGCUCUCUCCCUCCCUCUGUUCUUCAGACAUGACCACUUCAUCUCGUCCAGCCUGUCCUCCUCCUCCCCCUCUCUCUUUGACGGCGCGGUCAUCAGCACAGUAACCACGGCAACCAGGAAACACUUCAGCACUCUGCUGUCCCUGCUGGGGACCCUGCUGAGGAAGGAGCACCUCUACACUGAGGCCAGGUGCACACACUAUACAUUACACACACACACACACACACACACACACACACAACACAACACAGAGACAUACACACACCACACACACACACACAAAACACACACGAUAAAUACAAAACACCACAUACAUGACACACACACACACACACCUAUACAAUUACACACACACAACAGACACACACACACAACACACUACAUACACACAAAAAACACAACACACUACAAUACAGACACCACACACACCCCAACUAAGACAUACAACACACACACACCACACAAGAACACACACACACGAACAGACUUACACACACACACACUAGGACAACACACACCCACACUAACAUACACACACACACACACACAACACACACACACACACACCACACAGACACACACAACACACCACACACACACACACACACACACCACCACGAUACAUUACACAACACACAAAACACACAACACAUUCACACACACAGGAUACAGGACACAACAACCACACACACACACACACACACACACACACACACACACACACACACGCACAGAGACAUUACACACACACACGAUGCACACCCACAGUGAUACAUACACGCACACUAGACAUGACACACCCCACACACACAGUACAGUACACACACACACACGACAGACACACACACACACGAGACAGGACACACACACCCCACGAGACAGGACACACACACCAACACUAUACAUACACAAAACACACACACACAACACACUAUACAUUACACACACACACACUAUACAUUACACACACACACACAUACAUUACAACACCCCAACACCCACACACACACACACUAUACAUUACACACACACACUAUACAUUACACACACACACACACACACACACACACACACACUAUACAUUACACACACACACACACAACACACACACACACACACGCACACUAUACAUUACACACACACACACACACACACACUAUUCACACACACAUUAUACAUUACACACACACCACACACACAACACACGCACACUAUACAUUACACACACACACACACACUAUUCACACACACAUUAUACAUUACACGCACACUAUACAUUACACACACACACACUAUACAUUACACACACACACUUUACAUUACACACACACAGGUGUAGUUGAACGAUAACCUAACCUAGUUCGUGUGUGUGUCUGCUACAAACAGGAAGCUGUUGUUGACGUGGUCUCUGGAGAUGUGUCUGAUGAUGAAGAAGUCUGAUACCUACACCCCUCUCUUCUCCCUGCCCUCCUUCCACAAGUUCUGCAGGGUCUGCUCCACAACG
Molecule: messenger RNA, 3445 nt
Organism: Coregonus sp. 'balchen'
Lineage: Eukaryota; Metazoa; Chordata; Actinopteri; Salmoniformes; Salmonidae
Source: the annotation of a GenBank genome assembly